AUGAAGAGAGAGGCGGUGCUUCUGCUCAUCAGGUCUGAUCCACAGCGCAUAAAGAGCGCUGCCGCGGAGAGGAGAGAGCAGGACGAACGGCACGAAUGAGCGACGCACGCUAAAGAUAUUUUAAAAGAAAGAUGAAGAUUACCCUCUGCGUUUUCCUGUCCAUUACAGCAGGGAGUGUCUAUGGCCAGGUUAAACAGCUGCAUGAACGUGUGGGACAGAGCGUGAAGUUCCCAACCGAAGUGAAGAACAGCGGGGAAGUGAUGUACCGCGGUAGGGUAAUUGCCAACGUGAACGACGGUCAAAGAGUGCCAAACUCUGACAACAGAAUGCACUGGGAAAGCCACACUGGAUUUUUCUCCCUCUCCAACCUCACGAUGGAGGACAAAGGAGAGUAUAAAGUGAAAAACAAUGGGGAAAAGCCUGUAGAGGUGAAAUACCAGCUGACGGUGUAUGUUCCUGUAUCAAAACCCCAUAUUACCAUCACUUAUAAUGAAUACCCCUGCAAAUUAAACUGCACUGUGGAGAGAGGGACAGACGCGACCCUGACCUGGCACAGAGGGGAUGAGGAGAAACCGUACAGUAUCUCCUCUGUACGCAGUGUCCCAUAUCUGGAUUUACCUCAGACUGUGGAGAGGAGCGGUACCUACACCUGUGAGGCGAAGAACUCUGUCAGUACUGAGAGAUCAGACCCACUGACUGUGGGAGACCACUGCACAGGUGGAGCUGCAGGCAGCUGGCAGACGGAGGGCUGUAGAGUGUGGAGCCUGGCUCUGGGACUUGUUGUGAUGCUGCACAGUCUUCUGGUCUAAACCUGGUGGGGGAGAAUGAACUUUGACCUCUGAAAGGGCUAUUAAGAUUGGGCCUUGAGGUGAAAGUGGGGGCAGUUGGUAGAAGAAGGGAAGACUGAGCGUGGAGCAUCUAGCUGAGACCCUGCUCACUAGCGACUGUCUUGUUGUUCUAUGUUGUUCAAAUUAGAGUUAUUAGUUUGAAUUUAUAGUUAUAGUUGAAUCAAGUCACAGAGCUUUAAGCAAACCCUUGGGCACUAAACCCCACGCCUUACAGUAGCUUUGUUUGCUGAGCUGUUCAGAUACUUUGCUCUCGGUCUCACAGUCCUGCCACAAAAGUUCAGAACAACACACCUGGACAAUCUCACAAGAUCAGUAAAUGAUCAUUGUUUCCAGUGUUGAAAAUGUCUCGGCUGUGUAUUUAUUUACAUUCAGUUCAGCUACUCUUACAUUGUAUAAGUCCGUAAGAGUGUUUUACCAUUUAUGUCACACUAGGUCACAGAGAGUCCUGAUGGGCUGUUUCCUGUUUCUGUUCUGCAGAUGAGUCAGAGCUGCAGAGGGCCCAGCAGGUUUCUGUUCUCCUGUCAUCCUGUCAUCCUGUCAUCCUCCACCUCAUGGGUCUAACUCUGUCCUGGGGGGCCCCGUGUCUGCUGCCUGCCCCCUCUGUCUGUUCCCCCCCUGUGUCCGCUGCACCCUCUCUAUCUGCCAGUCAGACCCUUCAAUCUCAGAUAACCGUCACACGAUAAAAGACAAUUUCACUGUCAUGGAAUUUCAUUUUUCUGAACUUCUUAAACUGUUGCUGAUAGAACUCUGUUUAUUCCAUGUGCUCCUUACCUUCUGAAGCUGGGUGUACUGCAGCUCAGUGUCUCUGUGUCCACACCUUCUGAAGCUGUGUACUCCAGCUCAGUGUCUCUCUGUGUCCACACCUUCUGAAGCUGUGUACUCCAGCUCAGUGUCUCUGUGUGUCCACACCUUCUGAAGCUGUGCACUCCAGCUCAGAGUCUCUCUGUGUCCACACCUUCUGAAGCUGUGUACUCCAGCUCAGUGUCUCUCUGUGUCCACACCUUCUGAAGCUGUGUAGUCCAGCUCAGUGUCUCUCUGUGUCCACACCUUCUGAAGCUGUGCACUCCAACUCAGAGUCUCUCUGUGUCCACACCUUCUGAAGCUGUGUACUCCAGCUCAGUGAGUGUCUUUCUCUGUCAACAUUGAUGUGAAAUCCUGCUGUUUCAUUGCCAUUUUAAUUCAACGUUACUCAUGUUAACUGCCUUUUUAUGGUUUAAUUCAGUCAUAUCACUUGUUCAGUUUAAUUUACUUCAGUGUCAUAUCGGUGCGGUUCAGUUUAUAGUUUAAUUCAAUUUUGUAUCCGUUUGUUCAGUUUAUUGUGUAAUUCAGUGUCAUGUCUCUGUCUCUUAUCUGUCUCUCAGGUGUUUAACAUUCAGAGUGGGGAUUCCUUAAUGCUACUGGAUUGUAUUACGUAUUUUAAGGAACAAAUUGAAACAUUUCUGUUGUGUCUGUGAAUUAUUUUCAGUGAUUAUGGGCUCCUAUUCCACAUAUGACACUGAAUUGUUGCAUUUAUAACUGACUCAUGUUCAAAUAAAAAUAUAUUUCUGAAUGGG
Conger conger (European conger) is the source of this 2401-nucleotide messenger RNA. Its product is annotated as SLAM family member 9-like. Lineage: Eukaryota; Metazoa; Chordata; Actinopteri; Anguilliformes; Congridae. The coding region runs from base 132 to 809 and encodes 225 amino acids. The transcript is spliced from 5 exons. The record is from RefSeq and is a predicted model, not a curated record.